UAGUUAUCCGCCAUAUUAAAGAGAGAAGAAGAAGCUUCGCAGUGUUCAGCACUUCAACACCACUUUUGUUUACAUGUGUGUGUUUCCAUGUAGAUGAACGCUUACUUUCGGGUUGUGUCAGUUCUCUUCGUUCAUUGCUGUACACGAUGACCACAGAGCCUGCCAGCCUGGAGAGCCUGCAUGUGCUGUACCAGAGUGAUGACUACAUUGUGGUGGACAAGCACUGGGACAUUCGCAUUGACAGCAAGAUGUGGUACGAGAAACACACCGUACAGGCACAACUCCGGCACCGCUUCCCUCAGCUGGCUGACCCCAGCACCUACUAUGGAUUCAGGUUCUGUCAUCAGUUAGAUUUCUCCACCAGUGGGGCUCUUUGUGUCGCCCUCAAUAAGGCUGCUGCCGGCCAAGCCUACCGCUGCUUCAAGGACCGCACAGUCACCAAGGCCUACCUCGCCCUGUUACGUGGCUGGGUGGAAGAAGAGACACAAACUCUGGACUUCUCCAUCGGCAAGAACUCUACAGAGGGCAAAACACACAUGAUGUGUAUUGAGGGAACAGAGGGUUGUGAGAACCCUAAGCCUUGCCAAACUGAGCUGACAGUGUUGGAGUUUGGGUUGUAUGAUGGAGACCCUGUUACUAAGGUGUUGCUGCAGCCACUCACUGGCCGUACCCACCAACUGAGGGUCCACUGCAGCGCAAUAGGCCACCCCAUCGUUGGGGACUUCACCUACAGCUCGGGAACAGAUGACUCCCCCUACCGCAUGAUGCUGCAUGCGCAUCUUCUUCACAUCCCUCUGGAACCCCAGCCCCUGCUCGUCUCCGCUGGAGACCCCUUCCUCUCCGAAGUGGAUCCCAAGUGGCUCCCACAGCGCUCACUGCGGACACUGAAGGCCACCGUGGAUGCCCUGCUGGAGCAGAGGGUGGAGGCGGAAAGGAAGAUCAAAGAGGAGGAGAAAGUGAGAGCAAGAAGAGAGCAGGAGAGAAAGAAAGGAAGAAGGGAGCAGAGGACUGAGGAGGAGAGUGAGGAGCAGAGGAAGCAGUGUCAGGAGUGGCUGAGUGAAUGGGCUGGAGACUGAUGGGGUUCAGUGGGAUAAUGAUAUUUAUUUUAAUUUAUUUUAACAGUUUACUUAUGACAGCCAUGUUCAGCAUGCAUGUUUCAUCUCAGUGAACACCUGUGUUACGUUUAAAUAGCAUACAUGUACAUGGAAGUGGACCAGUACCAUAAUUCCCUCACAAACAACUCACAAACACACAUUAAGUUUAAAAACGAACAAGCUUGUGUGCAGAUCUUAAUUCCUGCUCUUUUAAUAAACUGAUUCAACUGGGAGCUGCCCACUACAACCAGUCUUUCACAGUUUGCCACUAAAGCAGCUUCACUGCAAAAGCUGAGAAAUGAGUGCCUUGCUCAAGUUUAUGUUGAUAAAGGGGAUUUGGUUGAUGUCAUUCAUUUUACUCUCCCACAUUCCCCUCUACUAAGUGAAAUUAUUUUUUAAUAUGUGACUAUUUUUGUCAAAAGUCUCUGCUAUUAAGUGUCUGUUGACUCAAUUAAUGAAAAUGUUCUCACUUAUCCCUGGUAGGGUUGCCUGACCAGCAGAAGUUGAUCUGUGUUUUGUCUAUGAAAAUGCUGUUAAAUCAACGUGUUUUGUCACACACUGCAUAGCUCAGCCAAAGCCUACUAUACUGUAUGUUUUUUGCAUUUUAACACACAGUGUCUAUAAAAAGUAUUCACCCA
Thunnus maccoyii (southern bluefin tuna) is the source of this 1732-nucleotide messenger RNA. It is a transcript of the gene rpusd1, whose product is annotated as RNA pseudouridine synthase domain containing 1. The record is from RefSeq and is a predicted model, not a curated record. The transcript has 6 exons. Gene Ontology annotation, biological process: pseudouridine synthesis. Gene Ontology annotation, molecular function: pseudouridine synthase activity; RNA binding. Lineage: Eukaryota; Metazoa; Chordata; Actinopteri; Scombriformes; Scombridae. The coding region runs from base 147 to 1076 and encodes 309 amino acids.